AUGACUCCAUUUCAGAUAGUCUAUGGACGAAUCCCACCCACCCUUAUCUAUUUCACCGGCAAACCAACCGUGCCGGACGGUCUGGAACAACAGUUGCAAGAAUGGGAAGAGGUUCUCACACAGCUCAGAGAGAAUUUGGAAUGCACCCAAGCAAGGAUGAAACAAUUUGCCAACUGCAAGCAAAGAAAACUUGAGUUCCAAGUAGGUGAAUGGGUCUACCUUCAUCUACAACCAUGUCAUUAG
Molecule: messenger RNA, 243 nt
Organism: Spirodela intermedia
Lineage: Eukaryota; Viridiplantae; Streptophyta; Magnoliopsida; Alismatales; Araceae
Source: the annotation of a GenBank genome assembly